AUGGUCCAGCUCCGCGUCCUGACUUUGAUGAACUUCCCCUGCUGCGUCCUGGAGGUGCUGCUGUGCGCGCUGGCGGCGGCGGCGCGCGGCCAGGAGAUGUACGCCCCGCACUCCAUCCGGAUCGAGGGGGACGUCACCCUCGGGGGGCUGUUCCCCGUGCACGCCAAGGGUCCCAGCGGAGUGCCCUGCGGGGACAUCAAGAGGGAGAACGGGAUCCACAGGCUGGAAGCGAUGCUGUACGCCCUGGAUCAGAUCAACAGCGAUCCCAACCUGCUGCCCAACGUGACGCUGGGCGCGCGGAUCCUGGACACUUGUUCCAGGGACACUUAUGCGCUCGAACAGUCGCUCACUUUCGUCCAGGCGCUCAUCCAGAAGGACACCUCCGAUGUGCGCUGCACCAACGGCGAACCCCCGGUUUUCGUCAAGCCGGAGAAAGUAGUUGGAGUGAUCGGGGCUUCGGGGAGUUCCGUCUCCAUCAUGGUAGCCAACAUCUUGAGGCUUUUCCAGAUUCCCCAGAUUAGUUACGCGUCCACGGCCCCCGAGCUCAGUGACGACCGGCGCUACGAUUUCUUCUCCCGUGUGGUCCCACCGGAUUCCUUCCAAGCCCAGGCCAUGGUAGACAUCGUCAAGGCUCUGGGCUGGAACUAUGUGUCCACGCUCGCGUCUGAGGGAAGCUAUGGAGAGAAAGGUGUGGAAUCCUUCACGCAGAUUUCCAAAGAGGCAGGUGGGCUCUGCAUUGCCCAGUCGGUGAAAAUCCCCCAAGAGCGCAAAGACAGGACCAUUGACUUUGAUAGAAUUAUCAAACAGCUCCUGGACACCCCCAACUCCAGGGCCGUCGUCAUUUUUGCCAACGAUGAGGAUAUAAAGCAGAUCCUCGCAGCAGCCAAAAGAGCCGAUCAAGUGGGCCACUUCCUUUGGGUGGGAUCAGACAGCUGGGGAUCCAAAAUAAACCCGCUGCACCAGCAUGAGGACAUCGCCGAGGGCGCCAUCACCAUCCAGCCCAAGCGAGCAACGGUGGAAGGGUUUGAUGCGUACUUUACAUCCCGUACCCUGGAGAACAAUAGAAGAAACGUGUGGUUUGCAGAAUACUGGGAAGAAAACUUCAACUGUAAAUUGACGAUUAGUGGAUCCAAAAAAGAAGACACAGAUCGCAAAUGCACAGGGCAGGAGAGAAUUGGCAAAGAUUCCAACUAUGAGCAGGAGGGGAAAGUUCAGUUCGUGAUCGACGCCGUGUACGCCAUGGCCCACGCCCUUCACCACAUGAACAAGGACCUCUGUGCUGAUUAUCGGGGCUUGUGCCCGGAGAUGGAGCACGCCGGGGGUAAGAAGCUGUUGAAGUAUAUCCGCAACGUGAACUUCAAUGGAAGUGCUGGCACCCCGGUGAUGUUCAACAAGAAUGGAGACGCGCCUGGGCGCUAUGACAUCUUUCAGUACCAGACAACCAACACCACCAACCCUGGUUAUCGUCUGAUCGGGCAGUGGACGGACGAGUUACAGCUGAACAUAGAAGACCUGCAGUGGGGGAGAGGUGUCCGGGAGAUCCCCUCCUCCGUGUGCACACUGCCCUGCAAACCUGGCCAGAGGAAGAAGACCCAGAAAGGCACCCCAUGCUGCUGGACGUGUGAGCCCUGUGACGGAUACCAGUACCAGUUUGAUGAGAUGACCUGCCAGCACUGUCCCUACGACCAGAGGCCCAACGAGAACCGGACAGGCUGUCAGAACAUCCCCAUCAUCAAGCUGGAGUGGCACUCUCCCUGGGCGGUCAUCCCCGUCUUCCUGGCCAUGUUGGGCAUCAUCGCCACCAUCUUCGUCAUGGCCACCUUCAUCCGUUACAACGACACACCCAUCGUCCGGGCAUCCGGGCGCGAGCUCAGCUACGUGCUGCUGACCGGCAUCUUCCUGUGCUACAUCAUCACCUUCCUGAUGAUCGCCAAGCCCGACGUGGCCGUCUGCUCCUUCCGACGAGUCUUCCUGGGCUUGGGGAUGUGCAUCAGCUAUGCGGCCCUGUUGACCAAAACCAAUCGGAUUUAUCGCAUCUUUGAGCAAGGUAAGAAAUCGGUGACCGCCCCCCGGCUCAUCAGCCCCACGUCCCAGCUGGCCAUCACGUCCAGCUUGAUAUCCGUGCAGCUCCUUGGGGUUUUCAUUUGGUUUGGCGUCGACCCGCCCAACAUCAUCGUAGACUAUGAUGAGCACAAGACCAUGAACCCGGAGCAGGCCAGGGGCGUGCUCAAAUGCGACAUCAGCGAUCUGCAAAUCAUUUGCUCCUUGGGGUACAGUAUCCUCCUCAUGGUGACCUGUACAGUGUAUGCCAUCAAGACUCGGGGCGUCCCGGAGAACUUCAACGAGGCCAAGCCCAUCGGCUUCACCAUGUACACCACGUGUAUAGUGUGGCUGGCCUUCAUUCCGAUUUUUUUCGGGACAGCGCAGUCAGCAGAAAAGCUCUACAUACAAACUACCACGCUUACAAUCUCCAUGAACCUAAGUGCGUCAGUGGCGCUGGGAAUGCUGUACAUGCCGAAAGUGUACAUCAUCAUUUUCCAUCCUGAACUCAAUGUCCAGAAGCGGAAGCGAAGUUUCAAGGCGGUAGUCACAGCAGCCACCAUGUCAUCUCGACUGUCACACAAACCCAGUGACAGACCCAACGGCGAGGCAAAGACAGAGCUUUGUGAAAACGUAGACCCAAACAACUGUAUACCACCAGUAAGAAAGAGUGUACAAAAGUCUGUUACUUGGUAUACUCUCCCACCAACAGUAUAGCUUUUGACUGCU
Molecule: messenger RNA, 2769 nt
Organism: Dipodomys spectabilis (banner-tailed kangaroo rat)
Lineage: Eukaryota; Metazoa; Chordata; Mammalia; Rodentia; Heteromyidae
Gene: Grm7
Product: glutamate metabotropic receptor 7
Exons: 10
Coding region: 1-2757 (918 amino acids)
Biological process (GO): G protein-coupled glutamate receptor signaling pathway; regulation of synaptic transmission, glutamatergic
Cellular component (GO): membrane
Molecular function (GO): group III metabotropic glutamate receptor activity
Source: RefSeq, a predicted model, not a curated record